AUGACAAGCACGAGUCAGACACCGAUGGCGUCAUCAGCAGCUCCGCUGAAUGCACCAGGCUCGGCGGAGACAGAUCUCGAAGUUCUCCGUCACUUUUUUGGAACGACGGGCGGGGAGUCGUGGACACGUCAAGAGGGCUGGGCGGAGAAUGCAGACGACCUCGGCAGCUGGUACGGAGUCACGUCGAACGCAGAGGGUCGAGUGGUGAAGUUGGAGCUGCAUGGAGAAAGAGAUGAGUUUGACAUUCCCACCGGCAACAAUCUCACCGGUUCCAUACCGCCGGAGCUUGGUGAACUCGGUGCUCUUGAGGUACUGGAUCUUUGCUGGAACAAUCUCUCCGGUGCCAUACCGCCGGAGCUUGGUGGACUCGGUGCUCUCAAGGUGCUGAAUCUUCGCAGUAGCAGGCUGUCCGGUGCCAUACCGCCGGAGCUUGGUGGACUCGGUGCCCUCGAGAAGCUGCGUCUCAGCAACAACCAGCUCUCCGGCGCGAUUCCAUCGGAGCUGGGUCAGCUCGGGGCUAUGAAGAAGCUCAAGCUUUGGAGGAACAGACUAACCGGUGUCAUACCGCGGGAGCUUGGUGGACUCCGUGCUCUUGAAGUGCUGGAUCUUCAAAACAACAGGCUCUCCGGCGCGAUUCCAUCGGAGCUGGGUCAGCUCGGGGCCAUGAAGGAGCUGAGACUUUCGAUGAACGGCCUAACCGGCGUCAUACCGCGGGACCUUGGUGGACUCCGUGCUCUUGAGACGCUUCAUCUCAGCAACAACCAGCUCUCCGGCGUGAUUCCAUCGGAGCUGGGGCUCCUCGGGGCUUUAAAGUCACUAAGACUUGCGCGCAACAGCCUAACGGGUGCGAUACCGCGGGAGCUUGGUGGACUCGGUGCUCUUGAGAAGCUGGAUUUUGGUUGUAACAAGCUCUCCGCUCUCUGGGACCACACCCAAAACGUCCAAGACAUCGGCCACGACGAGGGCACUCAACGUAUGUCAGGUGGGCCCAUGCCUAGCCAGCUGUGCCGGUUGCUUGACGUCCUAGAUGAUGUUCAACAAGGAAAGUUUCAGUCGCUCAAGCUCGAAAACAACCCCUGGGCUGAGCCCCCAGAGUCUAUCGUGGUCAAAGGCCCAAAGGCUGUCAGAGGCUAUUUCGAAGACCUGUAUGCUGAGCCUUGCAGGAUCAAGCGCAGCAGCGUCAAGGUUGUUCUUGUCGGGCAGGAAGGCGCAGGGAAAACGAGCUUGCUCCAGAGCAUGAAGGCCAAUGAAGCGACUCCUACUGGCGAGUGGAAGGAGGAGAGCACGGUUUUUGCUGACGUGGAGGCGAUGGAGCUAGAAGGCUCAUCCGUUCGGGUGUACGACUGCGCUGGGCAGGUUGCCUACACAGGGCUGCUGCAGAUGUUCUUGACGCCACGAGCGGUUUGCGUGCUCGUGUGCAACGCGGGGGAGUUCGGACAGCAGACCGGCAGCGAAAGCAAUGAUCAGGUUGGGGAAGACUGUCGCAAGCUGGAAGAGUUGCGCAUAUGUGAUUGGCUGCGAUCAAUAUCUCGACGCGUUCCCAACAACGACGUCAUCCUUGUCGCCACCAAGUGUGACCUGGCGGGCGGAAACGCUGGGAAAAUUGGCUUAAGAAUGGGGCAUGCCUGUCGGAGGUGGCUGUCGAGCUGGGCUCGCAAUGGUAUGCAACCCGUUCGGUUGGAGCCCUGCGUUUCCCUCACGAGCUGCUUGGCGACAGGAGUUGGUGAGCAUGACGAGAGUAGCACUGGGAACCACGUGUCGAAGGGGGGUUGGGCGUGCGACUGGCGAGACAUGGCAGACGGUAACCCCUUGCCCAGUUUGCUUCACCGGCUCGUCAACAAGCCUGACGGAUGUGGUCUCCGAGGAACGCAGAUGGUGCUUCCUCGCAGCUGGGAUAUUGCCCUCACUGUUCUGGAAGCCCUUGAGCAUGGAAGAGAUCCUGUGGAAGUGGUACUGCGCAAGUUGCCCGACGCCGACAGAGGAGACGCGACGGAAACGGCAAGAGGCGAAACAGCCAUGUAUCAGGGGAUCACGGUCGAGGACCUCAGCAUCAAAUGGCAGAAAACAGUUGACGGACUUGAAAGGCGUGGAGUCACGGUCACAAUCGCCAAGAAUGCUUUGGAGGGAGCUCUCUCAAUCAGGGAGUUCGACGGAUCCCUCAUCCGCCAUGAGAAGUUUAUCUUUCUGGACAUCAUUUGGCUGGCAAGAAUCCUUAAACCAUUGCUAAACCACAAGGAUCAAGAGACCUUUGACGGCCUCGUAAGCCUUGGGGAUACGGGUGACGCGCGCAUCACACUCGACGAUCCAUCAGACAUCGCUUCGUGGGGCCGACUCAAGAACCAGGGUGUGCUUGAACCGAGGUUGGCGUAUGCCAUCUGGCCUAACGGUCUGUCCGAGUACGUCCUCUCUACUCUUGCAUUCUUGGGUCUCACUUUUCCGCUCGAAGACGAUCCUGCUGAGGGGCUGGUGGUUCUGCUGAGGCUCAAGCUAGACCGCCCCGGGAGUGUGGGCCAAUUGAUCGACACCUUCUGCUCGGAGCACACCCCGGCACUCAGCGCCAAUUGGAAGAUAUUCCUCGGUGUACCGCCUGGUGCGAUUGAAAAGGUGCUGACGCGGUGCUGCGGUCUCGGUGGUGUACGAACGUUCUGGCGAUAUGGGCUUGCUGCUCAGAUUUUCGGCGAUAUCAGCACGCCGGCUCCAUGGGUGGCGCUGUCAUACGUCAUGUCUGCAGUGAGCUUGAUGCUGCUGGAUUUCCCGGGACUGCGCUGGAGAGGCUCUUUGGCUUGUCCUCAGCAUGGUGACACGAUGCUAUUGGCGAACAAGGCGACUCGCUCUGGAGACAUGUUUAUGGAGCGUAGUGCAUGCCCAAAGUGCCGUCCGGAAACCAGGGGGCUCGGGGCGGCGGCCAUCGACCUGGUGCGCAUGGUCGACAUCCGACUGGACCGACACGUGAUUUUCCACAAGGUGAAGGCGAGGUUCGACGUCGUGGAGGGUCAGUGCUCCUUCUCUCACCCGACGGGUAACUCGAAGGAUGAGGACAAGUUGAUUCAAAAGAUCGACGACGUGGCCAUAGCUAUCAAGGGCGGGCUCAACGAGGUGAAAGUUGAGAUGAAGGGAGGGUUUGGCGAUGCCAAGGCCGCGGUUGACGAGCUCAAGGGAGGGUUUGGCGAGGUACAGGGCGAGAUGAAGAGAGGGUUUGACGACACCAAAGCUGAUUUCGACGACGUGAAGAACGAGUUGGUCGUGGUGAAGAGAACACUGGAAAAGGUGGCAGAGAGCACCCAGGAAAGCCUCAUGCGCCUGAAGAACUUGCUGGACCCGAAGUACCUCUACCCUCGCCUCGUGGUCGUAAAGGAGGUUGGAUCUGUUGGCACCUCGUCGAACGCUCAUGGUGUCAAGAGAUGGCUGAGCAAGAUUCGUGGCGUGGGGAAGAAAGACAUGACGCUGCACUUCUUGUGCCCGGUCGACAUGACUACGGUGCCGUGCGGCUAUGGUGGCGAAGGCAAUCGGUUUCAGGAGACGCGUGGCUGGGUGAAGAAAAUAUCGCCGGUACUUCAGGUGGCGGUCGUGACCGCAAAGGUGGCGCUGAAGACAACGACAGGACUGGACAUGGAUAUGUCGGAUUUCCUGAAGGACGUGAAAGGUGGGCUGGUCGAGGAAUUGGUCGACCGUACUCUGAACGAGGACGCGCUACUUCGCGUCAUAUCGGGCGAGGAGGAUAUCGGCGCGGACAUGCAACAGGAUACAAGGGCCUCGUUUGAAGCGGUGAAGAAAUUCAUGGACAAGGAGGAACUCAGCAGGCGUAAGACGGCCAGCGGUGAUGAUGGGUACAUUGACUUCCGGGACGAAAUGACGCGCGUAACCGACGGUAGGGGGGGCAUGGAAUGGGUCCGGAACAAAAACAUUCAAACGUGGUUGAACUUGCAUUCUAUUGCUGCACCGACGAGCUAG
This is a messenger RNA of Ectocarpus siliculosus, 3951 nucleotides long. Lineage: Eukaryota; Phaeophyceae; Ectocarpales; Ectocarpaceae. The record is from the annotation of a GenBank genome assembly.